Messenger RNA from Symbiodinium necroappetens, 3474 nucleotides. The record is from the annotation of a GenBank genome assembly. Lineage: Eukaryota; Dinophyceae; Suessiales; Symbiodiniaceae.
GAAGCAGCCAUGGCCCGAUGUACACAGGAGCUUUCACGACUUCUUAACGGAGCAGACUUUCAAUUGCGUGAGUUGCGUCACGGAGUUCGAAUUCUGCAGCGCCGCUCUUCAGGCCAUCGAGGUGCAAAGUUCGCCGCCUUGGACCUUCGCAGGUUGGGGAGCCUUCUCUCGACAGCCGUGUUCGUACUCAGCUUUUGCGCCACAAGGUGCUUCGCAAGUUCGUUGGCCAGCUUCCUCAUGCUGCUACCCCUCGGGCUGGUGCUGUACUCGUGCUCAUGGGGGCGAGGUGCAGAGCUCCCCGUCCUGGCUGCUGCAGUGCGUGUUUCCGGCACUGGAGAGGAGGCGGAGCUGGAACAUGGGGAUAAGCAGCCGCUCGGGUGCACGCUGGUGGAGUGUCGCUUCUGCCUCGGCGGCGAUGCCGACGACACAGUCUUCGUGGCCCCCUGCAGCUGCCGUGGUGGCCAGCGCUGGGUGCAUUUGGAGUGUCUGCGGCGCUGGCAACGCUCUAUUCUGGUUACGCAACCUACGCAUCCAGCUUUCUACCACGAGGAUCGCCGGAUGACGCAUUGCAGUGUUUGCACGCAGCGCUUUUCGUGUCCACUUCCUUCGCGCCACGAGAUGAUGAUGAGCUUCACGGGUGCAGAACUGGCAGCCUCGGUCCAGGAGCGAUGCCUCAUCUGCUCGUCCGAGUCAUGGUCGGCCGCCCUGAGGGCACGGAUCCAUGCAGGCUUGGAUCGCGCAAGCAUCUCGAACCUGGUGCACUGGUGCCGGGGCGUGUACUUAAUCUACUAUUGCGGAGCCAAGCAGCUGGUUCUGAGCAUUCCCGACGAAGCGAACCGAACCGCGGUUCUUCAAAAUCUGGACGGUUCCGGGCACAUUGAGGUACAAGGCCGACAAUAUCAGGUGCUGAGUGACGGGCCGCUGUCUCACCUUCCGCCAGAAGCAUGCAGAUCCGGGGAAAGCAGUGCAGAAGCCGUUUCAGCGCCCUCUUCAAGGAGAGGGGCUGCUUGGGUCCGAGCGGUCAGUGAUCAAGCUCACUCAAGCCGAUCUCGCGCAUCGCGUUUGUUCGCAGCCUUGACUUCGAUCCAGCUGCCUGUGGAUGUAACGCUUCAGCGAAUUGGUCCUGGUGGAGAUGCUAGUGAUGACAGCAUCCGAGCGGUUAAUUUAAGCAAUCGCAUCUCGUCGGACGACCUGCCCAGCGCGGUGCAGGCAAGGAUGCGAAAAACUAUGCGAGCGGCAAGGCUUUCUGGAAGUCCAUCUGUGCAGUUGGAGCAUUAUCUGGGCGGUCCAUGUGCCGCCUUCCAAUGUCACGUUUUUCUCCCAGUCGGGGAGCCUGAUGGUGUCCUGCCGCCCCUGCCUUCGGGAUUCAAGCUGCUUGGCGAUCUUCAUGUUGCCGUGGGCACCGAUCUUGUCGCUGCCCUGCGCGCCUUAGCCAGUGCUCGCGGCUGGUCAGGCUGGUCCGCGGAGAGGCCAGAAGAGACUCUGGAAGAAGGGCCUCCAAGAAAGGUGCGAAGGCUUGGCCAAGAAGGCGAGGCCCACGAUGGCGACGGCCAGCUGAGGCCCCUCCAUGCAGACGACUCAGAUCUGGAGGAAGCAAUAGACACAGAGGACGAGGAGCAAUCUGCUGACCCGUUCGAUUUCUGGGGUGGGAAUGCUGGCGAACUUGCGGCUACGCCUCCUCCUGAUGACUCGUCGGAAGAUGAGGCCGAUGCUGUUUCAGCUUUCGAUGCUGCUGACAUGGUUGUCGGUAUGGCAGCCGAACAAAUUCUGAGAGGGGCAGCUGAUCAUGCAGAACAGAAUCACGACCCCUCGCAGCCACAGCAACUUGAAAGGGAGGCUGCUGUCGCUACGAGACCUCUCAAGGUUUUCUGGGGUGAGGCGCGAUGGCAGCGGACACAGCUGCUUGGGGAACUGGCAAGAGGUGACUGGGGCUUGUGCCAAGCGAGAGCGGGAGACCUCUUCGAACCUGCUCGGUCCUUAUGGCCGCAGCUCCAUCGAGACCAGCGGCCGGUUGUGGCACCGCAUAGUGAAAUGACACGCGCCGAGACCGCAGAUGCUGCCCUUGCAGACAGCUGGCGGCUGCAGGAGUGGCUGCCUGGUCAUGCCUAUGCCAGGACGCUGUCGCUUCUGCCAAGUCGAGAUGAGGUGGUUCAGCUGGCAUUCCACGGGCCUUUCGGCUGGACCUUCAAGCUGGACCUCCGAAGAAGGCGAACGAGAAACCUUGUGGCCUCUGAGGCGCGGCUCCUGCUUUGUGUGGAGGAGCCUCCUUCCAAAGGCAGGGGUCGCGCAGACGUGCAGGGUUUCGAAGGCUUUGCGGUCCAGCAGCAAGCGGAGGGCUCAUGUCUCGUUUGGUGGCUGUGUGCGCUACCCCUGAUGCCGUGGGCACCGAUGAAGGUGCAAGAGGAGUUGGCUGUGCAGCGCGUGUCGUCGCUGGCAGCAUGCUCAGUGCACGGUGCAGAGCUGCGGGGCUGCCUGGGCUGCGGGGGCCUACACUUUGCAUGCACGGUCACGCCACGGUGGCCCGUGGAGGAUGCAGCGGAGCUUCAGUGGAAGCCUGGGGUCGCCGGGCCAGGAGCUUGGGACUUGGGCACCGACCAGUUCCCAGAGGCCCAGAGGCAAGGUGCUCUGCACGCCCCUGCAGAAAUGGAGCGAAGUGCUAUGUCUGCAGAGAUUCUGCAGGGGAUGCUGUGGGAAGCAGCUUGGGGUGGGCGAGAGGCCCGCUUGUCAUCCAGACCCAAUGGGCUGUUGCCGCAGGCUGGUGGAGAUUUCGCGCAGCGCUACUCAUCGCGCUGGGCUUUUGCUUCCAAGUUCUUGACGGGUGCAGGAUCCUUGGACCAGGCGCGGGACAGGCUGCUUCUCGUCAUCGCAUUCAUGGUUGCUGGUUUGCAUCUGGCUGCGGCGGGUUAUCCCUACCUGCCAUGGGUGGACUUGGGCUGUUGCUCUGGAAGGCAGUCUGCAGUCCUGCCUGAUGAUUGCACGGCCUCCCUGGAUGUGGACUGUCAAGCAGCUCCCGGACUUCAAGUGCCGCGGCGAGCCGCAUUCGAGGUGACAGGGAGAAGCGGCUGUGGAUUUCGAGUCUACGGUGCAGAUGAGGUAUCGUGCGAAGUCCAGCUUCCCGGCAGUUUCUGCUUCACCGACAAGGGCUUCACAACUGUUGAGUUUGCUGCGCCUGGAAGUGCUGCAUCGUCGGUGCGCUUCACUCGACCAUCGCUCCGAGUGAGGCCAAGUUGCUGGACAUUUGGACCUGGCUCCAUCUACGAGUGGCUAGGCACCGCGCGCUUCUUCGAUGAUUCGGCAGGCUUAGAGUGUGCACUGGUCUUCGACACCGAAUCGAGCGGAGCCGAGGAUAGCCUUCGAGGUUCUCUCCGAAAUGCAGCUGGCAGUCAGGUCGCUGAGAUCACGGGCAGCUGGCUUGGCCCGCUGGUAGUCGAUGGCGAGGUGCUUUGGAAGGGCCCUUCCAUGCAGCCCCUUUGA